AUGUCACAGAAUAAUACUUUGGGGAAUAUGACUCAGGCGGUGUCAGAUGGAGAGCUAAACAUGUCUGCGCGCAGCUGUGGAGGCAGUAGUUCUAGUCUUCCCGGGACCCCAGGAGGAGAGGGACCAGCCAACAGUGUGCUCAGAUGGGCAGUCUCUUUUGAAAACCUCUUGGAGGACCCCUGUGGUGUUCGAUACUUCACGGACUUUCUGAUGUCCGAGGUCAGUGCAGAGAACAUCUUAUUUUGGCAGGCCUGUGAAAAGUUCAAGAAAAUCCCAGCCACAUCUUUGAAUGAGCUGAAGACUUCGGCUUGUUCCAUGUUCAACAUGUAUCUGUCUGAGAGCGCUCCGUAUUCUGUGAACAUCGAUGACUCUGCUCGAAUUGAGGAGCAGGACUUGGAGCAGCCUACACCCGACAUGUUUACCAAGGCUCAGGCUCAGAUUUUUAAACUCAUGAAGAUGGACAGCUAUCGUCGCUUUGUGCGCUCGCCACUGUACCAGAGCUGCACUUUGUCCAGUGUUGAAGGCAAAUCUCUGCCAUCUCUUUCCUCAGAAGCCAAUAAAGGGUCCCAGGACAAUGUGACCAGGAGCCCCUACAGUGACAAAAAGCAGAACAGAAAGUCAGACUUCAGCAGUCUGAGAAAUAAACAGCAGCAGAAACGAGGAUCCUGGGGAGAAGUAGAAGCUUCUGCUGCAAAUGUUUUGGUGUUCCGAAAAGAUUACCAGACGUCAAGCAAGUCCAACACCGCAGAGCUGGGCUCCCUCUACAGGCAGAUUGAGAAUGGGAGGUCUUCCCUUCUUUCCUCAGUUGAGGGUGGCCAUGGCCGGCUCGGAGUGGAAGGUGGUUACUGCUGCGUUUAUCUUCCCGAUGGUAGUGCUUCUCUGGUCCCCACUCGGCCUGGGCUGGACAUUAGAGAAAUGCUUCAGAGCCUGUGUGAGAAGAGGCGCUUCCCACUCAAAGAUGUCAUAAUUUACCUUCAUGGCAAGGACAAGCAGCAGCCUCUGUCUCUGGACCAGGACUGCGCUGUGCUCCGGGAUCAUCAAGUGUCUCUGGAGCUCAGGGUGAAGUUUGCACUUGAAAUAGCAUUUACUGGUAAGACAGUCGGCAUAAUGGUAAAGUCAAGCAAGACGCUACAGGACGCUUUGUCUGCGGUGCUGCAGAAGCAUAAUCUAAAAGUACCUGAGGUGCAGCUCUCUAUGGUCGACAGUGACGAUGCAGUAAGCAUGAACACCAGUGUGUUCAAACUGGCCAACAAGACACUUCGGCUGGACAAAGCCAAAGGGAAGGACACAAACCUUUCUAAAGCCACAGCUCAUACGACUACAGAGGCAUUUCCAGGGACUGAUGGGGAUAAGAUGUUUCGAUCACAAUCACACAAUGACAGGAACAAGGCGCAGCCCAAGCCCAGUAAGAACCGCGACAUGGAUGGGCUGCUGGACAUGCUGAGCAGAGCACAGUGCUGCCGCGUGGAUGACCAGAGAGGACUCCUGACCAAAGAGCAGCUUGAAGUGCCUCAGUUUCUGCAGAAGAGCCCUGAGGAUGGAGAGGUGAAGCCCAACGCGACUUCCUCCCCCCCUCAUCCCACAGACGAAGACAGCCCUGACUGCAAGGAUCCCCGGAUUCCAACAGCAGCAGAAGACGUGAGAGAAACUCAUGUAUGA
Knipowitschia caucasica is the source of this 1659-nucleotide messenger RNA. Lineage: Eukaryota; Metazoa; Chordata; Actinopteri; Gobiiformes; Gobiidae. The record is from the annotation of a GenBank genome assembly.